Messenger RNA from Cryptomeria japonica (Japanese cedar), 1492 nucleotides. RefSeq lists its product as uncharacterized. The record is from RefSeq and is a predicted model, not a curated record. NCBI's taxonomy places the organism in Eukaryota, Viridiplantae, Streptophyta, Pinopsida, Cupressales, Cupressaceae. The coding region runs from base 497 to 1084 and encodes 195 amino acids. The transcript is spliced from 2 exons.
CUACAGCUGUUAGCAUAAGUUCCAGUUAAAAAGCAGAUGACCACGUGGCAAAGUCCAGUGACAUUCGCUGUUGUUGUGUUUGCUCAUCAUUCGUCAAAGCCUUUAAUGAUAUGGCAUGGGAGAAGCGGACAAAAAGAAAAUAUAUAUGCGUGUUUCUGUCUAUAUACUUUCGCGGUGUGUGCGGUUGCGUAGCUUAAGCAGGGGCAGUCAGGGUUAUGUUAAAAAGGGGGGAACAGAGCGGUUGGGUCAUAUGGUUGGGGGGGGGCUUUUCUGCCUUUUCGCUCUGUCUCGAUCGAAAGCCAGAAGGCAAUAAGUACAGGACAGGUCUGGAAAACAUUUUUUAAGAAAUAAGCAACAUUGGAUUGCAAUCAGGAGUUUGGAGAAGAAGCAUAGUAAAGAAAACCCAUUUCCCCACUUUUAUGGAAUUAGAUCUGGUAAUUUGCAACAUCUUGUGUUUAAAUCUCCAGGACCUUUGAUUUCAGUCUGAGAUCUGCCCAUGGAGAAAUACAUGCACCGAACUCCGCCUCGGCCGCGACACCAGCAAAAGGAAUUGUCAGAUUGUAGAAUACGAAAACCCUUUGUAGAAGACGGAAGGCAAAGAAGCAUACCGAUCAAGAAGAUGAGGCUCCACAAAGACACACGGCAUCUUAUCUAUAAUGACAGUUCAAUCUCCACCUUUUCCCAGGAGAACAGAUCUGCCAGGACAAGCCGAUCACCAUCGCCAGGGUUCGAUCCGCUUGCUGUCGCCUCCAAUGCACACAAAAUAUCCCUGUCCAGUUCGCCGCCCUCGCGAGCCAAAUGGGUUAACAGGCGGCUGGCCUGUUUUAUGGCGAGGGAAUACCUCUCACGCGGGACACUGCUGGGGAAACCAUGGCCGCCGCAGGAUUCGAAUAUGACACCUCCGGAAAACGCUACAGCACAGCCGAAGAAGAAUCUUCAAGGAGACAAAGCUGCCAGAGAAAGGGAAGCGCUCUACUAUACUGUCACCACAGAUUUCCUACGCUCAGAUGAUAGUCACAUUCCCUGUUAUCUGGUGAGACACAAAAUUUUCUGUAUAAGAAGGUUUCGACUCUCACGCACCUGACAGAUUCAGAAUGUAUGAAUACGUUUUAUGGCUAGACUAAUACCUGCAGAGUGUUUGGAGUCUGCAGAUUGAAAGUAAUAUACUGAUUAAGUGUAAAAGAUGUUUUUUCUUUCUUUUACGUUACGGAAGGCAAUUCGUAGGUGUCUUUUUAUUUCCGGCAGGAUACAGAUUCGAAUCCGGAAAGCUGUUGUUAUAAAGCUUCCCUUGCUACGAACCCCUCAGCCAGGAAACAGUCGGCGUGGUCGACUGGUUGAGUUAAUUUUCGCUUUGUUGUUUUGUUCGUCAUAUGACGGGAUUUUGAAGUUAAUUUAAGGCAGUAAUUGUGUUUUAAAAACUAGUGGACCCACCUUUAUAUGCGUUGUACUUACUCUUUUAUGUUUUUAUAAUCUCUAAUAGCCAUUGUUAUUA